CAACACUGUUUUAAGAAACGUUUACCAUCACCCUCUUUCUUUGGAGCCGCAGAUAUUUACUUUUUUGUUUUCCCCAAAUGAUGUUUACGUUUUCCUGAAAAAAAAUUAGCUUGUUCCUAAAGUCAGUUUACAUUGAAGAACUCCAAGCGGUAACCAAGUGCCGCAAGACUCACUUCUUUUCAAUGGGAGUUACUUUCACUUGAACUGCAAAGCGCCUUAAAAUGUCGUCUCUUGGGCUGAGCCAACAACAACGGAAUCACCUGGCCCUGCUCCAAAGGCCUGCUAGUGAUGUCGUUGAGCUCUGUAAGUCCGCCUUUGAUUAUCUGAUAAAUGGCCCUAACCUGAACCGCUACGAGGCACUGGCUAUAAAGUACACUGACACGGGGGACCCGGAGCCUGUGCAGCAUGCUGUGGAGGCUUUAAUAUCCCUUCUUAUCAGCGUCACCACUCGAGUCAGUAGCAGUUCCGUCAAUCUGCAGACUGUUCUGCGCCAAACAUUCCCCGAUCUCGACGAUGAAGUGCUGGAUGUUCUGGAGCAGUUCGUGACCAGCAAGCGUAAUUUUGUGGAGGGCUCAAUAAAGUCGGCCAACAUUCGUGCCUAUAGGUUAGUUAACCUUGACUGGCGACUCGAAGUGCGCACAGCUUCCCGGAGCCUGCUGGAUCAAUGCAAUGUCACCGUGACAAUGAAGCUUUAUCUUCAUACCGAACCAAAAAACGAGAACCGAGAGCUUCUCGAGGUGGAUGCUACAGGACGCAGUGAAGAAGAGCUGGCUGCCAUGCACGAGGAUGAGCGGCGGCACCGAAAGGAUAUGUUGGUGCAAACCGAUGUGAGCAGCCUGUUGUACAUGAUCAAAACCCUGGAGGACGCACUAGCCGAGUCUAAGACACGGCGCAUCCGAAACAUUGUGGAUGGCAUACAUUAGUGACUCCAGAACUCGCAUAGUUUUUAACGCUACUUUAAUCUGGACCAAUUUAUUAUAUCUAAUGCUAACUAUAAAAAGAAA
Messenger RNA from Drosophila ananassae, 1004 nucleotides. RefSeq lists its product as uncharacterized. The transcript is spliced from 3 exons. The record is from RefSeq and is a predicted model, not a curated record. Bases 222 to 923 code for a protein of 233 amino acids. NCBI's taxonomy places the organism in Eukaryota, Metazoa, Arthropoda, Insecta, Diptera, Drosophilidae.